Quercus robur (English oak) is the source of this 684-nucleotide messenger RNA. RefSeq lists its product as uncharacterized. Bases 1 to 684 code for a protein of 227 amino acids. The transcript has a single exon. Gene Ontology annotation, molecular function: nucleic acid binding; zinc ion binding. The record is from RefSeq and is a predicted model, not a curated record. NCBI's taxonomy places the organism in Eukaryota, Viridiplantae, Streptophyta, Magnoliopsida, Fagales, Fagaceae.
AUGAUUUUAGAAGCUAGGGAUAAGCCAAUUUUAGCAAUGUUGGAGUGGAUCAGAGUUAGACUCAUGACCAAACAAUAUAAAAGGAUGAAAGGUAUAGCAAAAUACACUGGAAAGGUUUGUCUUAAUAUUCAAGACAAAUUAGAGAAGUUAAAACAUGAAUCUAUACCUUUCAAUGCUACUCCAGCAGACAGCUUCAUGUAUGAGGUUGAUAAUGGUCGUGAGAGACAUGUGGUUGACUUGGCUAAGAAAGCAUGCAGCUGUAGGAUUUGGGAUUUGAUAGGACUUCCUUGCAAACAUGGGAUCUCUGCUAUUGUUAAGAACCUGGAGAAAGUGGAGGACUAUAUGCAUCCUUGUUACUUGAAAGAGACAUUUGCUGAAACUUACAUAAAGAUAAUACAGCCAAUGCCUGGCCAGUCUAAGUGGAUUAAGACUAACCAACCUGCUCCUAUUGCUCCUCAUGUAUAUAAACCACUUGGCAGACCACCAAAGCAAAGAAAAAGAGAUCCUGAAGAGCCAAGGAACCCUUAUAGAGUUUCUAGGAUGAACAAGACAAUCAAGUGUGGGAAGUGCAAGAAAGAAGGACAUAAUGCAAGAGGGUGCAAGGCAGGCAUCACUGGUGAAACUCCACGGCAGAGAAGAGAUAGACUUGCUAAAUCAGCAGCUGUAAGUAUUUCUAUGCUUUAA